This is a messenger RNA of Trichoplusia ni (cabbage looper), 952 nucleotides long. RefSeq names its product trypsin, alkaline C-like. The record is from RefSeq and is a predicted model, not a curated record. The coding region runs from base 5 to 850 and encodes 281 amino acids. Gene Ontology annotation, molecular function: serine-type endopeptidase activity. NCBI's taxonomy places the organism in Eukaryota, Metazoa, Arthropoda, Insecta, Lepidoptera, Noctuidae. The transcript has 4 exons. Gene Ontology annotation, biological process: proteolysis.
AAUUAUGUAUAAAAGACGAAGCAAUUCGGCUGAAGUCAGUACUAGUGUAACUGGCCCUACCAUGCGUUUCGUCAUCCUUUUAGCCCUCUUGGGCUCCGCCCUCGCGGUCCCCAAAACCAUCAACCGCAUCGUCGGUGGCAGCCCCACCACAGUGGAGACCUACCCUUACAUGUCCAACAUGCAGUACGGUCUGUGGGGAAUCUGGUGGUACCAGGCCUGCGGUGGCUCUCUGAUCACCUCAACCUCUGUCCUCUCCGCUGCUCACUGCUACUUCGGUGACAGUCCUUUCGAAUGGCGCGUGCGUCUCGGUACUUCUCUUGCGUCCAGCGGCGGCAGUCUCCACGACGUCUCCCAGCUGGUGAUCCACCCUCAGUACAGCUCCGCCACUCUCCGUAAUGACGUGGCUAUCGUCCGUCUCGCCAGCCCCGCUCAGUACUCCAACUCUAUCCAGGCUGUCUCCAUCGCUGGAGCCAACUACAACCUUGCCGAUAACUCCAACGUCCAAACUAUCGGGUGGGGAGCUCUCUCGACCGGUGGUGGAUCACCCGAGCAGCUGCAGCACGUCACCAUCAACGUCAUCAACCAGAAGGUCUGCGCCGAACGUUACGCUGAACUGAAGACCCAGCCCGGUUUCCAGAACUGGCCCGACGUUACCGAAGACAUGUUGUGCGCCGGUAUCUUAGACGUCGGUGGCAAGGACGCCUGCCAGGGAGACUCUGGCGGUCCCCUCGCCCACAAUGGUGUCCUCGUUGGUGUUGUAUCAUGGGGCUUCCAGUGCGCUCACGCUACUUACCCCGGUGUCAACUCUCGUGUCUCCUCCAACGUUGACUGGAUCGUCAACAAUGCCUAAAAAUAUUUCAACUUAUUUAAGUAAAUUUCGAAGUUAAAAGUUUACCCACACUCCAUACAGGGUACAGUGAUGAACACAAUAAACGUUAAGAAUGUUAAUAAA